UGGACAGAGAGUGUAGUCGGUAAAGGUUCAUACAAGGGUGCAGGUGACACACGGAUUCAUGACGCUAUAACUACACAUGUACGGAGAGGUAGAUGUACCUGUGUGUGUGCUUUAUGGUCAAGCUUCAUCAUUUUACAGAUGUGAGCCUGAUGUUGGAGCUUCAAUCCGGUAACAGAGGCAGACUGACCAGCAAUAAGGAAGACAAGAUGAUUACAAAUAGAAUUUCGUCCUCUUUAUAUCGUGAACUGGAAUCUGUUGGAGUCAGUAGAAGAGCAGACGGACCCGGCAGUAUUAAAUCAGCAUAAUAUAGGAAGUCCUGAUCCUCGACAGAAACAACACUAUUAGGAUUACGAGUCAAUUGGGAAUCUAAAUUUAAAGGAAUUUUAUUAUCAUCUGAUAUGAUGGCUAGGUGGUGUAACAACCAGAUAUAUGCGAUUUCCUUUAUGGGUACCUGGCCGAAGCGACUUCUUUCAGGCGUCCCCUUAGUGAUAGUGGCGUUUCUUGUAGGACUGUGCUUCUACCUUCAUGUCAGAGAGGAGGAUAUUUACUCCAGGGGAGGAGACAACCGUAAUGUUGAGUCAUGGAUACACAGUUCGCCUCCAAGUAGGUCGUUCUUCGCGCUACAUGUUGAUAUUCUCAGUAUUGUCAACAGGCAGCUGCUGAAUUUGACAACAGAUAUAGGAGAAAUUAAUCCACACCCUUUCCGGUAUAUAAAUAAUCCUGGUCAUUGUCAGUUCAACAGCAAUGGUUUGCGGACAGUGUUAGUUCUCGUGAAAUCUACAGUACGUAAUGUCUUACUACGGCAAGCUAUACGGACAACUUGGGGCAAUAUUAGUGAAGAGAAUGUCAAAAUAGUGUUCAUGUUAGGACGUAACCUCUCGAAUGACCUACAGAGAACAAUUGACCAGGAGGCUGCGAGGUAUAAAGAUUUAGUCCAGGAAGACUUUAUUGAUGCUUAUUUCAACAACACACUCAAGUCCAUAAUGUCAUUUAACUGGGCAACUCAAUACUGUGGAAACGCGCAAUUUCUCUUGUUUGUAGACGAUGACUUUGUGAUCGAUUUACCCAAAAUUCAGAGAUAUAUUUACUCUAUUCCAGAGACUGAUGUUGAGACACUUUUCAUAGGACAUCGAAUAACUCAACCGGUGGUGAGAGACCAAAACUCCAAGUGGGGUUUGUCAUCGAAGGUAUAUCCAUACAAGUAUUGGCCUCCAUAUUUAGCAGGCGGAGCGUUUCUCGCAAGUAUGCAGGUCGCCAGAAAAUUUAGUUUUGCUUUUCCGUAUAUACAAAGUUUAGGUAUAGAUGACGCUUGGCUAGGUAUUGUCGCUAGGAAUGUAAGAGUACACCCACAAGAUCAUCAUUUCUUUCAUAAUAACGGGAGGCACUCUCACCUCGCGCUAGUAUACCAGUGUUGUCACACACAGAAGGAAAUGUUAAACAUCUGGUGGCAACAUACACAUAAUACAAGCUUUCGAUUCGGGAAACUAUAGACUGACCUCUGAACGUAUGUCCAGUAGAUUAGUUGUAGGUCACCAUUGUUUGUGUAAUGACGAAAUCCAUGCGACUAUCCUGUACCUCUUUUGUAUUUUGCGAUAUGUGUAUUGUCACAUACAUUCCCUGGCUUGAAGUACUUGAUGUGAAUUAACGAUUUUUCAAGAGAUAUUUUUUCGAGUACAAAUUUGUGACGUACUGGCGGUUGUUGUAAAUAACUGAUGUUUCACAAGAGAUAUAUUUUCGAAUUAAAUCUGUGACGUACUGGCGCUUGUUGCAAAAUACUCAUAUGUCACUCGAGAUAUAUUGGUACGUUAAAUAUCUGUGACGUAAUGGAUCUUGUUGUAAAAUACAAAUAUUUCACGAAAGAUAUAUUUUGGAGUUAAAUAUGUGACGUACUGGCGAUUGUUGUAAAUGACUGAUAUUUUACCAUCGGUAUAUCAUUACGCUUCUUAUCAGAAAUCAGUCAGAUAAAACAAAUUCUAACCUCUAAUCAAGUUCACGGGGGUCAAACUUUGAAGGAAACGCACAAACAACUUCUUACGAACAACUGGAGGGGCAUAAAGUCAUGAUGUUCGGACAGUUUCUUGCUGGCAUGUUGCUAAAAAAUAACUUUCUUUACAUUCCUUGUUAUACGGGUCGAUGAUGUAAAUGCAUAAAAAGUUUUAGAGAAAUCCUUCUGAAAAACGAAAAGGAUAAUGGUUAUGAUAUUUUGUCUUGUAGGAUACUUUGGCGAAGUACUGUCAAGUUUGUUCCAAUAUUUGACCAUAACCAUCUUUGACCGUUUCAAGGGUUAAUUCAGUAAAAAUAUUACAGUAUACAAGUAGAAACAACGGGUGAAGAGUAAUACUAUUUGGCAUUUAAACGUAGCAUGUUAGCUAUCGAGUUUAUUUUAAUAUCAACAGCUUUAUCUUCUUUUUUUUUUUUUUAUCUUCGACACACAUCGAAGGUCACAGAUUUAUAUAUAUUGAUACGGUUUUUGAACAGCCUUGAGCCAAACAGGACAAUUAUGCCUCUUGUUGGAAGAAAGGAAUUGAAUCAAGAUUAACAUGAGCAAGUUUAUAAGAAAAAUAUUGGGUUGUGAGAGAUUUGUAAGUAAUAAUGUAAGCUUAAAAAUUUGUAGACUCAGGUUAUUGAUAGCAUCUUAAGUGUCGGCUAUAACGUUUUGUCAAAGAUCUGGAAAUAAUGAAAUCAUAUCGGGUUACUCGCCAGUGUUAUUACUAUUAUGCUUAAUGUUAAUACUUUUUAAAAGGUCAUUUAAUAUGUUUGAGGUCAGAUAUACACCAUGUCAACGUACCCCGUUUUAAUUAUUGAUUUGACCUGAUAUUGCCCAUGGAACUGCAAAACUCGUUUAUUGUUUCAUGAAAAUUCGAGUAUCAGUGGUUUUAUGGUACUUAUUGUUUAAAGCAAUUAAACUCAAAAAAGAAAGAGGGACGUAAGCUGCCUUAAAAUUACUCUAAGUUUUACCUUUUUGUAAAGAAAGUUCCAAAUACAUAUAUGAAACCUAUUGGUUGAAAUGAGAUAAUUAAUUAGUGAUAUGUUUUCAGUUUCAUAAAAUACAUUAAUAAGACUUCUAAAGGUAUAAAGGAAUUAUUUGAUAAUGCAUUUAUUCAAGGAUACCUGUCCGGCUGCACUGUGAUUUUUCCUAUAUAGAGUAACCUCCCCUUAAUAUCAUUUUGGAAGUUACUGUAGCACAGUUGGUCCAGUAUUCUGUCGUUGACUGGGUAGCUCAGUCAAUAACAUCGACAGCUCAGGUCUAUGGUUCGAAUCCUGCCACUCUGUAUAUGCAUUAAAUAGGUGCCCCUCUGUACAUGUAUUGACAAGGUGCCCCUCUGUAUAUGUAUUGACAAGGUGCCCCUCUGUACAUGUAUUGACAAGGUGCCCCUUUGUACAUGU
Molecule: messenger RNA, 3387 nt
Organism: Mizuhopecten yessoensis (Yesso scallop)
Lineage: Eukaryota; Metazoa; Mollusca; Bivalvia; Pectinida; Pectinidae
Product: lactosylceramide 1,3-N-acetyl-beta-D-glucosaminyltransferase-like
Exons: 2
Coding region: 399-1490 (363 amino acids)
Cellular component (GO): membrane
Molecular function (GO): UDP-glycosyltransferase activity; hexosyltransferase activity
Source: RefSeq, a predicted model, not a curated record